GUUUUUUGCUCUGACAUCUCUCCGUUUGCUGUUCCUGGUUGCGUUUACCCUCUUAGUAGUAGUUUGUCUAGAUAAAUGGAAGUACAAAAUCUGGCCUGAAAUUGGAGUGGCAAGACCUGACGAAUUAGACAAUGAGAGCUGGGGAUAUGUCCACCCGCGGCUGCUCAGCGUGCCAGAGCUCUGUCACCAUUUGGCUGAAGGAUGGGUGGCUGUGACCAACUUCUUAAGUAACCUGUUCAUUUUCAAGAGGCAAAAUCCCGGCAAGUUUUGCCUUCUAGUGUGUGGAGUCUUUACUUUCCUGGCUGUCCUGGGCCGGUAUAUCCCUGGACUCUUGCUCUCAUACUUGCUGUUGCUCUUCAUCCUGCUGUGGCCCCUCGCUGUGUACCACAGGCUGGGGCAGCGCAUGUACAUGAAGCUGGAGCCAGCUCUGCAGCGGCUGGAUUUCAGCGUUCGAGGCUACAUGAUAUCAAAGCAGCGGGAGAAGCAAUUGCGUCGCCGGUCCCUUAAUCAGGAGGCUGCAGAGGACGGGAGUGACAGCGAAGAGGAGCUUGCUGCAUUCUGUCCCAAGCUGGAUGACUCUGUAGUUGCCAAGGAACUAACCAUCUCUGACUCGGAGCACUCAGAUGCUGAGGUUUCCUACACUGAAAACGGGAUAUUUAACCUUUCGAGGGGCCAGACUCCUCUGACAGAGGGAUCUGAAGACCUGGAUGGUCACAGCGACCCAGAAGAAUCUUUUGCCAGGGAUCUCCCCGACUUCCCUUCCAUAAACCCAGAAGCAACUGGCAUCGAUGAUGAAGACGACACCAGCAUUGGGAUCCCCAGCCUGGCUUACCGCUCGCAGGCGACAGAGGAUCUGCAUCUCCCUUACGACCAGGAGGAACCCGGCGCGCUGCCGUCUGUGCAGAACCUGACGAACAACAUCGCUGGGUUUGUCACCAGGGGGAUGAUCCAGCUUGCGCUGUCAGGAGCCACUCAGCCAGGCUCCUUGCGUGGUGACAAUCCCCAGAGGGGCACAAAGACUUACCUGAGGGCGGCCAGCUCAGACUUGGACACUGACGCGGAAGGGGAUGACUUUGAACUGCUGGAUCAGUCCGAGCUGAACCAGCUGGAUCCCGCGGGCUCACGGGGCCAGUAAGCGAUCCCAGCGCUUCCCUCUGGUUUUCUGUUGCGCCUCGUGGAGGGGACCCUGGAAGGAGAAACCUUGCACAGAUAAUCUCGAUCGUCUCCUGUGUGAGUAUGAGUGACGUGAUGGCCAGUCCUGGCUGGGAACACCACUGUGACCUGUGACUUUGUAGCCUCGCUUGGAUUUUAAAAUAAACUACACUGGUAAUUCA
Molecule: messenger RNA, 1334 nt
Organism: Apaloderma vittatum (bar-tailed trogon)
Lineage: Eukaryota; Metazoa; Chordata; Aves; Trogoniformes; Trogonidae
Gene: RETREG3
Product: family with sequence similarity 134, member C
Exons: 8
Biological process (GO): reticulophagy
Source: RefSeq, a predicted model, not a curated record